This is a messenger RNA of Tachysurus vachellii, 1945 nucleotides long. RefSeq names its product synaptojanin 2 binding protein (gene synj2bp). The transcript has 4 exons. NCBI's taxonomy places the organism in Eukaryota, Metazoa, Chordata, Actinopteri, Siluriformes, Bagridae. The coding region runs from base 136 to 597 and encodes 153 amino acids. The record is from RefSeq and is a predicted model, not a curated record. Gene Ontology annotation, molecular function: protein binding.
GCCUGCAGGUGUCAGUACAGCGCUGUGUUUGAGCACGACGCUAUAACAGCACUUUCACCUCCAGCUGUAUAAAGCUGCUAUUAAACACUUUAAUAAAAGUGCAUUUAAGUGUCAGAGACAGAGAGAAGGAGUGAGAUGAACGGGUUAACACACAGCUCACACUCAGCUCUGGAGAUCCAGCUCAGGAGAGGUCCUGCUGGUCUGGGCUUUAACAUUGUGGGCGGAGUUGAUCAGCAGUAUGUGAUGAAUGACAGCGGGAUCUACGUGGCCAAGAUCAAAGAGGACGGAGCAGCAGCACUCGAUGGCCGACUGCAGGAAGGGGACAAGAUCCUUGCGAUAAAUGGACAUAAGUUGGAGAAUCUGUGUCACAGUGCAGCAGUGGAGAUGUUUCGUUCAGCAGGAGAGGAGGUCACACUGCACAUCCAGCAGAGGCGUUCUCACAGCUCUAAUGGUCCACUGGGUUCACGUCCAGAUGGAGAUUCCUCCUCAGCCGUGUCGUCCUUGGCUCUGCUCGGUGUUUUUCUGACCGCUGCAGCCAUCACAGCCUUCAUCUUCUACAGACGUCCUGGAGCCUUCAGAAGACAAACACCAUUUUAAUCACACACAAAUACACAACCAUGAACUUUAUCUGUCUUUUGUUGAGGGCCAAAAAUAUUAAGAGAACAAAUGCGGAACUUCAAUAGCUGGAGCUAAACCGCCUUGCAGAUCGUUAAACAUAAUAAUGCUAAUAACCAUGCUAAUCACAGUAAUCAUUAGCUUAUAUAAUUAGCUUUAGCCAUAAUUACACACACACACACACGAUUGAAGAUAAACCUGCAUCUGUCACUAAGUGCUGUAUGAACAGAAAUAUGGAUCAGAUGGACAUAUUUUUGAUUAAAAUAGAGACACACACACAGAAGGAUAAUGUUAAAGUAUAAAUGCUUGUGUAUAUGUAAUACUUGCAUUCUGUAGCUGAGGGAUUGGUUUGGACCUUUACUCAUCAGUUUGGAAUCAUAGCUUUCAAGGAUGCCAAUGUUGAUGAUUGACACAUCUCUCAGCCAAGGGGGCGGAACAUAAGUUAAUCAGCCCAUCGCCAACUGCGGCCAUUUUUGUUGCUUGUGAUAUUCUGUUGCUGUAAGUUACGUUUUUAUUUUCAUAAUCAUUUUGUCUGGGAAUGUACAACAUUUUUGCACUCGACCAUGACUUUACCUACAGCACCAGCUAACUCCAUAUAUCAUUAGGUGCAACUGGAUGUUAACUAGAUGCUGUUGGUAGUUGAGUUCUGGUGAUGUCUUACGAUUAAGUAUAUAAGAAUGAUUGUUUAAGUACAGCUUAAGCUCUGCCCUGGUUUCAAGCUGGGACUUAAACCUAUGUAUAAGUUAGUGUUCAAGAGAUUUUUCUGAUUGUGAUGCGUGAGUCUGGACGACGUUUCAGCGAAUCAUUUGACAAAAACUUGCACAUUGUUAAUGAGGAAAAUCGAUUAUGAUCAGCAGGGAAGAUAAUGUUAUGAAAACCUGCAGCCUACAGUUUAGCAUAGUUUGCUAAUUGUGGGUGGGUUUUCUGGGAUGUUUAGUGUCUCACACAGACUUGUUGAUUUGUUCUCGGACUCUAUAACACACUGAUGUCUGUAAUCACAGAUUACAAGGUGGUGCAGUGGGAUCAACACAAGCAGAUUUAGUGCAUGGAGUUAAAAUACAGGCUUCACACACAACUGGUUUGUGUGUGUGUGUGUCUGAGACAGACCAACAGAUACACACUGUGCUGCCCCUGCAGGGUGAAAUGGGCCUAUGAAUAUAAUUAUAGACUCACAUUACAGUGUGUCAGGUAUACACUCUUUGUGUGUGUUUGUGUAAAAAUGUCCCCUGUCCAUCUGGAGAGAAAAACACAUGAUGGUGAAGGUUUUAUGUUGGACUGAUGGUGUAAAAGUGCAUUUGUGAUUUGAUGUAAAUAAAUAAUGAUCACUGUG